UCCCCUCCCAUGCCACAGGGGGCGGUGUCAAGUCGCCAAGGAGAAGGCGCUCCUACCCAGGGCAGCCUCUCGCAGGCCCAGUCCUCUUGAGCAUGCGCAUCAGCGACGAGAGAGACCCAAGUCAAGUGCGGGACUCUGCAAGAGAGAGACAAAGGGGUACUACAAUUGGCUGGGCAUUGUGAGGUCGUGAGGUUUCCCCGCAAAGCCUGGCCCAGGGCAAGGGACGCCUGAAGAAUCAGCCCUUCUCUGUGCGCGCGUCGCACCACUUUUGUCCUUUGGUGCUCGUAAGGAAGAUCCGGAGCGGACAGGGAGAGCCGCGGGCACUGCCAGCCGUCCUUGCUCAGGAUUCCUUCGUCUGCGUUUAAAGUUCACAGCUUUGGCACAGGGGAAAAAGGAGACUUGUGAUGGAGUUUGAGUUGUCAGAGUCUAGCUGUCUGCUGCCUUUGCAACCUGCAGCAACUUGCAAGCCUGUGUUUAAUGGGAAGAUGCCAACCCCAGAGACCUCUGCAUGGGCUGCAGCAUCUGCCGUCGAAGCGAUGGACACUGCAGUGCAUUCUCACAGUGCCCGACUGCAGCGUCUGGAGCAGAGGAUGUUGGCCGCUGACCAGAGAUGGCUAGGAUGUGAGAAAAUGGUGGUGGAGAUGGGGAGUGAGCUGGAGAGCAAGCUAGCCACGCUGGGGACCCUGAUUGAGGAGAACUGCCUACUCCAGAGGAGAUUGGACAACUUGGAGAACCUGCUGAAGAACCGCAACUUCUGGAUUUUGAGAUUUCCUCCUGGUGUUACAGGAGAAAUUCCCAAGGUGCCAUUAACUUUCAGCGACAUCUCCGUCUAUUUCAAUGAGCAGGAGUGGAGGAACCUGGAUGAGUGGCAGAGGGAGCUGUACAAGGUUGUCAUGAGGAGCAACUAUGAGAUGCUGGUCUCGCUGGACUAUGCCAUUUCCAAGCCCAAGAUCCUGUCCCAGAUUGAACAAGGUGAGGACCCGAGCACGGACGACCCUGGAGACUCGGAGGGGGAGGAGUUGCCUCUGGAUCCCAGCUGCAGGGGGUCCCCUGUGGCUGCGAUGGCUGCUUCUUCCUGGGAUAGCAGAGAGGCCGAGGAGGCGGCAAGGCUGUUUGGCGAUCCAGAGGAGGAGAACCACGAAAUGAACCUCGCAGAUGGCCUUUGUCUGGAACUUCAGGUUGUUGGAGAUGAGGUGGAACCCCAGAUUAAGGAGGAAAUGCACAUCAAGGAAGAGCCGCUGUCUCCCGGAAGUCCCAGCAGUGAGCCAUUGGUUCCUGCCUGGAUUAAACAGGAGGAGGAGGAAGAGGAUCAGCAGGGUUUGGUUUCAGCAGCUGGACAUAAAAUGGCACCCGGGGCCCCAGAGGAGGAAAAUGACCAGAAGCCCCUGGCCUCUUAUGAGAGGCCUGUUCUGCCAAAUGCGAUGGAGGACUCGGAGCAGAAGGAGGGUUACAUAGAAGGUAACGUUUUCCAGUGCAAUAUGUGCGCUACAGACUUCGGACAACAGACAACUACCACCGACCACCAGUACAGCCGGAAGCGGAAGUUCCAGUGCACGGAUUGCAACAGGAGCUUUGCCUUCCAGGGCCAGCUCUCCCAACACUUGCUGACGCAUGCGCCGGGGUCUCAGUUCCCCUGUACGAGAUGCAAGCUGUGCUUUUCCAGUCAAAAGUCCUUGGCUGUCCACGAGCGCGGUCACUCGGCGGAUUGGGCCCUGCAGUGUUCCAUGUGCAGCAACAAUGUCACGGGGGCCUUUGACCAGAACCAACAGUCUCCUGCGCCUGGCCGCCCCGCCCCGUGCCUGGAGUGCAGUGUCUACUUCACCGAUCCUGCAGCCCUCGCGGCGCAUCAGCGGAUGCACUCUGAGGACUGGCCCUUCCGAUGCCCUCAGUGCGACCGGACCUUUGUGCACCAGGGACUGCUUUUGGAACACCUGGAGAAUCACAGCAGGAUGCAGAGUCGUCGCUGCCAUACCUGCGGGUCGUGGCUCUCCUACAAGGGGACGCUGAUGCCGAGUGGGGCCCGGUUGUUCCACUGCAAGAGGUGCAAUACUGCUGGCCGCGUUCCAGAGGAUUUGCGGGCCUCAGGCUGUGGCCAAGACCCUUAAGGAGACAAACGAUCAUAGGCUACUUCCUUGGCUGCUGAGGACUCCAACUCCCCCUAUGGAAAGAUCAGAUAUGAAGCCCUCCCUCCUUGCAGACCCUUUGAGUGAGUCUGCGAGAAGGCAGUCAAGAAACCUCUCCUGGAAGAGAACAGAGAUGUUCUGUCUGGAGACCCAGUUGGGGUAGAGUGUCUCUCCCGAGACCCAAGAGUGAAGAAAUGUACUUCGGAAGGGUGAUGCUCCUAUUGCAAAGUGCCUGUAGGAGGGAAAGGGCUCUCUCCCUGGGGGGGCAAUCCAAGACGGGUCCAGCUAGGACUUUCGCCGUGUGACCAGGCUAUGGAGCAUUCAAGGUACCCACUCUGUCCACAUUAGCAGUUGGGUGAUGGAGGGUGCCUCAUUAACCUCUUAUCAGUAGUGCUGUCCUCUCAGCCACACUCUAGUGUACCCAGUGCACUUUCCCUUGCGAUGGGAUUGGCAUAGGUUUUUUACCCCCAGGCCUGAUUUGGUCUUGAGCAACUCUCCCUUUUGGAGCCACCCAGAGUAGGAGCUGUAACUUUUGGACAAAGCAUUGCCUGCAUCUCUCUGCCCAUCCUUGGGGUAGGGUGUGGGGCACAUGAAAUGAUCCAUGUAACGUGAUUGCAGGCAACAGGUGUGCAAGUGAGGCUGCAUCUCUGCUACAAACAUUUCAAGCUAUCCAGGCUUUCUCUCCAGAAGAUUGUAAGGAAUCCUCAGCCCUGUAAGGUUGCCAAGAGCCCCCACUUGGAUUCUUGGAGGGAGGAGGAGUGGUUGGGUUGAAGCAGGUUGACUGCCAGGCUUCAUAUUCUUCCUGUGUUCUAAUUAUGGGUCAUGCAACCUCUGGAAGAUUUCCUCAAGCUUUGCUAUGCGUAUACCUUUUGUAAAUAAGAACCUGACCCCCUUCCUUAGCCUACAUUGGUCACCCUUCCUCUCUUCUUGGAGUUGUGAUUCUGCUCCUUCUACACUCAUCAGCAGAUCUUGGAAGAGGAGAAAAGUCACCACCAGCUAAAAAGUUAUCCUGUGGGCACCUUCCUCUGUGCCAGAGGUAGCUGAUGUGGUACCCUCCAGAUGUUGGCUUACACGUCCCAGCAGCCACCUUGGCCAGUGGUCAAGAUUGAUGGGAGCUGCAGUCCAACAACAUUGGGUACCCCUGCUUAAUGGGGUCUUUGGCUGUGGGUCCAUUGCUUUAGCUACCCUUAAGUCUGCGUGUGCUGCUCCUUCUGUGUUUGAGAAACAGCAUUCUCGUGGCAAAUCAUACCCUUAAUGGGGCUGAAGCCAGGCUAGGUGAUUGGUGCAAUGAGAACUUGGUGGCUAGCCUCCCUUGGGCUGCUUAGUCAUUUUGUGGACAUCCGGACAUCUGCUUUGGCACUGAAAGGUGGCUUCUCUAAAAAAUUUUGAAUGGAGUUUGAAACGCUUUUACCUGUCCCCACAAUGGAAUUAUUUUGUACUUCAGGAAUCUCUGGUAACUUCCUUGCUGUGGAACGGAUAUAAGAGUUUGAACUGUGUUGGAAUUAUGCAAAUAAAAACAACCUAGUCAUGA
This is a messenger RNA of Rhineura floridana, 3654 nucleotides long. Its product is annotated as zinc finger protein 398-like. Bases 405 to 2105 code for a protein of 566 amino acids. Gene Ontology annotation, biological process: regulation of DNA-templated transcription. The transcript has 9 exons. NCBI's taxonomy places the organism in Eukaryota, Metazoa, Chordata, Lepidosauria, Squamata, Rhineuridae. The record is from RefSeq and is a predicted model, not a curated record.